Molecule: messenger RNA, 2219 nt
Organism: Glycine soja
Lineage: Eukaryota; Viridiplantae; Streptophyta; Magnoliopsida; Fabales; Fabaceae
Product: ninja-family protein AFP2-like
Exons: 2
Coding region: 591-1826 (411 amino acids)
Biological process (GO): signal transduction; negative regulation of DNA-templated transcription; response to abscisic acid
Cellular component (GO): nucleus
Source: RefSeq, a predicted model, not a curated record
UCAAACAAAACAGCAACUUUUUCUUCUCCUUCUCCUUCUUCCCCCAUUUUUUCUCCUCACUCUCCUUCUUCUCCUCUGUUUCUCGUUCUUUCGUUUUCGUUUCUUCUCGCGGGUUUUUGUGAAGCCAAAGCGUGCAAGAAAGACAGAAUCCGAGAGACCGAUUUUGUUUUUUUUGCUGUUAAUUGCUUCGUGGGGAGUGUGGAAAUAAAAGGAGGAAAAAAAAAUUCAUUAAUAUUCAUAUUCAUUCGAAUUAAUUGCAUUAAUUUUGAGAGAAGAAGGAGAAACCAAAAAAGGAGCGGUUUUUGCGAUCUGGGUGUGCGCUGUUUUUUGGCGUCAUUCGAUGAUAAAGCAUCAUCACCACCACCGCCACCAUCAUCAUCAUCAUCAUCAUCAUCAUCAUCAUGUUUUGUGUCAUGGGUUUUGCUGAUUUGAAUCAUCACCACUCGCCACCCCGCCAGGGCUUUGUUGUUUUGUGCAGCGCACGCGGCUUGUGUUGUGUGAGGAGCAUGCGUUAGAAGUUAGAACAACAACAAGUGUUGUUACUUCACGAUGUUCUAUGUUGUUGUUUUGCUUUCGUGUAACGGGCAUUGAUGGAGGAUUAUAAGAACAGGCAUAGUUAUCAGCAACAGCAACAGAAACAAGAAGAAGAAGAAGAAGAGAAAGAAGUAGUGUGUGAGAAGAUGGAGAGGUACCCUAGGGAUUUGCUUCAAGGAUUUUCCUUGAGUGGUGUUACUACUGUUAGGGAUGGUAAUAAUAAUAACAACAACAUUAACAAUAACAUGAUGCAUCAACAUCAUCAUCAUCAUGUUCUUCAUCACCAUCAUGAGCAACAGCAACAGCAGCAUGAGGUGGAUGAUGAAGAGGUUGAGUUGAACCUUGGUCUUUCUCUCGGUGGAAGAUUUGGGGUGGACAAGAACGCCAAAAAAAAGAAGCUUUUGCGUUCUUCUUCUGUGGUGGGGACAAUGCCUCUUUUCCGGGAGGACGAUGCGGUGGCGCCGUCGGCGGCGGCGUUCCCGGCGCUCAUGAGGACUUCGUCUCUGCCGACGGAGACUGAGGAGGAGUGGCGGAGGCGGAAAGAGAUGCAGACGCUGCGUCGGAUGGAAGCGAAAAGACGCCGGUCGGAGAAGCAGAGGGGAUCCCGGGAGGUCGCCGGCGCCGGCGAGGAGGUGGAGGCAGGGAGGAGUGUGGCAAUGGGAUUCAAUAAGUUCGGUUCUUCGGCGGAGGCGGCGGUGCCGCCGCCGCCGGGGUGGGGUGUGCCAGGAAAGCAAGUUGUUCUUGGUGAUGUGAUGGGGAAGGGAAAGGGGUUUCAAGGAUUGUUUGGGCAACCAUCUUCUCACGGCUCAGCUGAUUCUCAAGGAGGAAGCUCUUCAUCACUUUCUGAAAUGGAUAGCAAGGCUUUUCUUGGAUCAAGUAGCUGUGGUGAAGCAAAAAGCCCUAUUAGUAAUAUAUCAGCGCAAGAACAAAGCAGCCAGGAUCCUGCGGGUUCAGGGGGAAGGACGAAUGAGAAUGUGACAAGAACUUCCAAAGCUGAUCAGGGGGAGAAUCCAUCUAGGAAACACCAUCCUUCCCCGAAAACAAUGGGAAGACACAUUGGGACAAACUCAAUGGAAGACAUGCCUUGUGUAUUUACAAAAGGGGAUGGUCCUAAUGGAAGAAGAAUUGAGGGUAUUUUGUACAAAUAUGGUAAGGGGGAGGAAGUGAGGAUCAUGUGUGUGUGCCAUGGAAACUUCCUCUCUCCGGCGGAGUUUGUUAAGCAUGCUGGUGGCGGCGAUGUUGCACACCCCCUUAGGCACAUUGUUGUGAACCCUUCUGCUGCUCCCUUUUAGUGAUGGAGUUUCCUUCUUUCCCCUUCAAACUCUAGGGGCUGUAUUAUAGGUUAACAUUGAGGGAGUAAACAUUAGUAUGGCAGUUUCUUUUGUCUUUGUCUCCAUUUUUGCUUAGCUCUUGAAUGAAACAAUAUUUAUAUAUAAAUACAUGCCUCCCUUCUCCAGAAGGGAGGAAUUCCUCACUUCCUCAUCUUCAUCAGUUUUUUUGUUUUUUUAAUUUUUUUUUUUUUUGUGUGCCAAGGUGAUUGUUGAAGACUGAUUUUUUUGAGGAAUAGAUCACUGAGGUAGUAGGUUUUAUUGUCUCUUCAAAUAAAGUUUGGCAAAAUGUAUAAACUUGGGAUUAAACCCUUGUUGGGGACAUGUAUAAACUAUGGAAAAAUGUAAUUGGUUUGA